CCUCAGAUGCUGCUGCUGUUUAUCUGAUAACCGCCAUACAAGAGCUGCGUCUCCUUAAAGCGACACACCGGUUUAAUGAAUUAGACUACCGGAGAGAGGAGGAGGAGGGACACGCCGAGGAUGCAGAUGAAGAGGGGGAAGAGCAUCCGACGGUCGCCACCGUCAUCUCCCUGCAGGACGCCGCGUGUCGCCGCUUCAUUUCACCACCUUGAGGUUAUGAUGCCGGCUUUCAUCUGACCCCUGCAUGCCGGCAGAAAAACCUCCAAGACCCCCCCCUCCUCCCUCCUCUGUUCUCCAUUCUGCGAUGAACUGACUGUCAAUGCGUCACACGUUCUUCCUGCGUCGUUUCUUCCGCGAACGCGUCGCAACCUUCUUGCCUCAUAUUUUGGCUAUGCAAUAGGCUGCAAAAACGCGGCCUCCCGCUCUUCACUCCACUCUGUAGCCUUCAGGUCCUCAGUUUCAAGCGUCAAUAAAUCCGAGGUUUGCGCGUCCUUGAUCGCCUGUCCGGCCUUCUGCAUUUUCUGCGUUCCUCUCCGCCGUCCAUGCGUCGCCGCUGCCGCGCCACCGCAUCUGGCCCUCAUCCCCACAUGGACUCUGAAAUCUACGUGAAGCGCCCUCGCUUUGCCGCUGAUGCGGUGCGCCUGGGGGCUGGCUGUCUCUUCGUCCUGGCCGGCCAGUGAUCCUCUGGUCCGGGUGGGGGGGCUUGUGUCCGCAGAGAGGCAGGAUGGUGCGGAUCGCCAGCGCGCUGGGGCUCGUCAUGUUCAGCGUGGCGCUGCUCAUCCUGUCGCUCAUCAGCUACGUGUCCAUCAAGAAGGAUUUUCUGCUCAGCACCCCCAGAUACGGACCUAAUGGAGGACCCAGGAUGUCCAUGUUCCACGCUGGGUUUCGCUCUCAGCUGGCGUUGAAGUAUCUGGAUCCAGCUUUCACUCCUCUGACCAAUGCGCUCAGCGAGGACAUGCAGAACUCCUCUAAAUGGACCUACAACAGCUCUGCUUUUCUACAGCUGAAAAAGGAGAUCUCUCAAUACAUCGACAUCCCCCACAACUUCACACUGAUAAGAGACUCAGUCCGAAUCGGACAGCUGAUGCACUACGACUACUCCAGCCACAAGUACGUCUUCUCCAUCGGCGAGAACUUCCACUCGCUCCUCCCUGCGGUCUCGCCAAUCCUCAACAAGCACUACAAUGUUUGUGCCGUGGUCGGCAACAGCGGCAUCCUUACUGGCUCGCACUGUGGAGCCCAGAUCGAGAAGUUUGACUUUGUCUUCCGCUGCAACUUUGCGCCGACCGAGAUCUUUAAGAAGGACGUUGGGCGGCGGACAAACAUGACGACCUUUAACCCCAGUAUCCUGGAGAAAUACUACAACAAUUUACUGACUGUGCAGGACAGGAACAACUUCUUCCUGAGCCUAAAGAAGCUUGACGGUGCCAUCCUGUGGAUCCCGGCGUUUUUCUUCCACACGUCAGCGACAGUGACAAGGACGCUGGUGGACUUCUUCGUAGAACAUCGAGGUCAGCUGAAAGUCCAGCUGGCCUGGCCGGGAAACAUCAUGCAGUAUGUCAACAGCUACUGGAAAACCAAGCAGCUGUCGCCGAAACGCCUGAGUACCGGCAUCCUGAUGUACACGCUGGCGUCCUCCAUGUGCGACCAGAUCCACCUGUACGGCUUCUGGCCCUUCGGCUGGGACCCCAACACAGGAAAGGAGCUGCCGUACCACUACUACGACAAAAAGGGCACCAAAUUCACCACCAAAUGGCAGGAGUCCCAUCAGCUGCCCGCUGAAUUCAAACUCCUCUACAAGAUGCAUACGGAGGGACUGCUGAAGCUCUCCCUCUCCCACUGUGCUUAGGGCUAAAACUGCAGCAGGUACAGGUACAGCGCUCCUACCAGCUCCUCUCCAACGCUUCUACGGGCCAAAGUUGUCAAAAUGAUGAGGCAGACAAGGGAAUGAUUCAUGUGGUUUUGCCAAAAUCAAAAUCUUAGCUCUGAGGCUGAGUUGGUGCAAUGGGUUCUUAAAACAAAAUUUAAAAAAAGCCCCGUUUGACAAACCGUUUGGACAAAGCGCAACAGCUCAAGAGAUAAGGAGUCUAUUAAUUUUCUAAAGCUCAAGAAUAUAAAGAUGAAGAGGACUACAGUUUUGGAAAAGGUUGCUGCAGAGGGACCUUUAGGCACCGUUGCUUUUCAGAAUAUCACAACCUUGAAUUGUUUCAUGGUGUUUUAUCACCUGUCACUCUUUGAACUACAGCUACAAAUCAGCAGACUGUUUAAAACCUACAUCAGCACUGCAUUAAAGAAGGCAGAUCGCUCCUUCAUUUCUAUGAGACCACUGUGUUGAUGCAGUUUGGAUCCUGACACCACAGGCAAGAAAGUUGAACCUGGCUCAAUAUUUGCUGCAAUUGAAUGCAUCGUCAUGCAGCAGCAACACACCGCGUAGGCUAAUCGGAUAUGUGAAAGCGCGCAUUGCUCAUAGAUUCAGUUGUAGAGAAAAUGAAUGUCACGGUGGUAACUAUAUGUAUACUAUAUGAUACAUAAUCAAGUACAAGGGCAAAGGAUAAAGAGUACAGAUCAUGGAUCUACAAGAUGAAGCAACAGGAACUCUGGUCUCCUGCUCAAAUGUUGGAUGCACUACACCCCAUCCAUCACCCUAACCUCCACACCCUUACUUUCCAAAUUGCUACAGUACAUAAAAGGCACGCUAUUUCCUACAUUGGUACUGAACGUUGGUACUGGACGUAAACUAUGCUUUGCAAAUUUGUUCAACAUGCCUCCAUUUCAAAAAUUCUUAGGGAUACUGAGCUGGAAUUUAAAUUUAAGAUAAUUGUAUGUCAAAGGGACUAUAGAUGACUCUAAUCGGAAACAAAGAGGACAUACGGCAAAUGUUUGUCCUAUACUGAAGCACACUGCUUUCAUCUUUGAAGUACGACAAUAACCAUAUCUUUGAAAAAAUGUGAGUAUUAGGAGUUUUGUUUCUUAAAAAACUGGUUGAGCUAGAAAAGAUUUUGAACUGAAGUCCUUAUUUUCACUUUGCUGGCCUGUUCCUCUGAUUUAAAUGUCCAACACAAGACAGUGUGAGAUAAGAGGAAUCUUAGAUAAUUAAAACAAAAAGGCAACAUUAUCAUGGCCUUAAAAUCCAAUUUGUACAUACAGUAUUAACUAGAAAUGUUUUGUAUCAUAUCUAAUAGCAGCCCUUUUAUUCACAGAAGUAGUGAAUACAAUACUGCUAUUUUCAUCAAACAACGUUGUUUUAGGAUUGGAUUAAAUUCUGGUAAGGUUAAGGUUUUGGUCAGAAGUCCACAAUUGGGGCACUUUUGUUUUUUUCUUGUGGUAUGAAUGUUUUUCACAUCCAUCAAGUAUGUGAAUUGUAGUUACUUGUAUUAAUGAAAUGCUCAGUGAUGUUUCCCCUGUGUUUUUUACGUGGGAACUAAUACAUAUUUUUGUUGCGACAUAACUUCCAUCAUAUCCUGUAAUAUCCACACAUUGUAAUCUGAAAUUUGCAUCUGGACAUUCUCCUCAAAGAAAUCUGAAUAUACAGUUUAAACUUUCAGAGAGAAGAUGUCUGGUAGUUAGAGCAAAGUUAUUCUACAGUUUAAGAGUGCAAUUCACUUAUACACUGCUGUCAUAAAUAUGGACAGCUGCACACUUGCAUAGAGAGGCGAAGUCUGUCCCCUCUGGUGCACCACCAUGGGAAAAAUAUGUCCGGUAGUGAAUAGAGACAAAUAAUUAUUUGAUCCUGUUUAAAUUUGAGCCAUUAAUUUACAAUUUAAAAGAUAAUUUGCAAGUCAAAAGAAUCUCAGUUUGUUGUAAAAGUGAAAAUACGUAAUUAGAAAGACUGCUCACCCCAAAGUCGCAUAAGUGACGCCUCGCUGAAGCUACGAUGCCUGUGUGUUUCAUAACAGAAUGUGACGUUAGUCUCACCAGCAGCGGAUCUCGCUCGUUCUUUCGCUUUCCGUCUGAUAAAAUGCCGAUAAAACACGUCAGGUAUGAUAACGUUACAUAUGUUGUGGAACAUAGCUAAGCUACCUUGCAAGCGUGUAAGCCGAACAGCAAGCAAGGUGAUGAACAUUGUGCAAGACCAGAUAUGUAGUUCACUUAGCUAAGUGGUACUAUAACAAACAUAAGACAAACUGUGAGUUUUCCACUUGCAAAAAUAUCUUUUAAAUUAACAAACACCAUACAGGACUCAAUUCAAACGGGAUCAAAAAAAUAUUUGUCUGUCCCUGUUCACUUCCAUGAAUGUUUUUACCAAAUAAGGUCCCAUGGGGUCUACAGGAAGAGAAGGGACUUUGUCUCUCUAUUUUUAAUGACUACAUUAUUCAUGACCAAAAACUAUAGCGAGUCGACCACUUUGCUAACACAGCCAAACAUCAAGCAAGUGCAACAACACAAGACAUUGCAAGCUAGCUAAUACUACUUACUAGUCCAACAGCAAGAUAGCCAGCUCGGCAGCCUUUUAUUUCGCAAAGUUCUCACCAACAACUAAAAGCCAGUCCAAGAUUUUACUCUUGUUUAGUGGUCUCUAGCUCGGUCACUAUCUCUUUUCUUGGCUUCCUCUGUCAACAUCCUCUUCAGUCACUUGGCUUCUGACAUGAUGUCAGUAGAGGCUGCUGAACCCGAUUCCGUUGCCCACUCCCCCAAUUCUGUUCUGCCCCCCCACCCCCCUCCCCAGGCCUGAAAAGCUCCUUCUCCCAGCAGUCCAAAGCUCCUGCUAGCAGUGUAAAUACCAACACUCCUCCAGUGCUCCAAGCUCCCAGUUCUGGCAGCACAGCUAAAAAGAGCUAACGUUGCAGUUAGCAGCAGUUAGCAGCAGUUAGCGGUUUGGGUUACUUUAGCUAACUAAGUAAAGCUUUCUGUCCAUCAAGAAAUUCCGUAAAUCACAGACAAAGCAGCCAGAGGACAUCAGAAGGAAUACCAGAAAACAUUUUCUCCAUAAAAUGUGAUCCAGUUUCACCAAACUCAGUGGUAGAGCCGUACAGCACUACGCAAGUCUCCCGGGCGAUCGUACCUGCUCACCAAAGUUAAAUGGCGCGAGAACAGGUGUUCAGAGAGGCACCAUUCUUCUUUCUAUUACAAGUCAGUAUAGCAUCAACAUUUUGAAGCUGUUGCUUUAAAGAGUUCUCCAACAAGGCUAUUAUAUUUAUCAUUUUUAGAUUAUUUUUAUUAAGGGGGUCAGAGGUCAGCAGGUAGCGAAAGAAAAAGUGAAUUUCUCACGUGUGAAACACCAAACAUGAUAAAUUCACUCAUAGAGACAUGGUUUUCAGGCUUAUCAAAUGCAAAUCCUCAUAAUUGACGUGUUUUUUAAUGUAGUCACAAAUUUGCUGCAAUGUGUUAAUGUGACUUUUGUCACCUUUUAUUUUUGUAAUAUAAAAAUAUCAGUCGGUAUCAGGUAACAUUUAUCCAGAAUGUAUAUUUUUGCAUUUUGAAUGGUAUUAAUGAGACAGGCUACAUCCAUAUCGACAUGUCUGUAGAGGUGAAGGGUAAUAUAUACUAUAACCACAUAUGCUGUAAGAUUAAUGUUUUAUUCAUCCAAUACUUGAAAGAAAAUAUAUCUUGUCUGUAUUUAUUUAAUUAUUAAGCCAUUGAAAUAAAUGAAAUGAUCAAUUU
Molecule: messenger RNA, 5601 nt
Organism: Perca fluviatilis (European perch)
Lineage: Eukaryota; Metazoa; Chordata; Actinopteri; Perciformes; Percidae
Gene: st8sia3
Product: ST8 alpha-N-acetyl-neuraminide alpha-2,8-sialyltransferase 3
Exons: 4
Coding region: 725-1849 (374 amino acids)
Biological process (GO): N-glycan processing; oligosaccharide metabolic process
Molecular function (GO): alpha-N-acetylneuraminate alpha-2,8-sialyltransferase activity
Source: RefSeq, a predicted model, not a curated record